Messenger RNA from Striga asiatica, 1971 nucleotides. NCBI's taxonomy places the organism in Eukaryota, Viridiplantae, Streptophyta, Magnoliopsida, Lamiales, Orobanchaceae. The record is from the annotation of a GenBank genome assembly.
GCUUUGUUUUUUGUUCAUAAGUUUAGUAUGUUUAGUUGGGCUCUUUUUCAGUUAUUAAAUUUUUCAUUUUUGUCUGAAGCAGAAGUAAGAAACAGAAACUAUUAUGGUCAGCGGUUUAGGAUCUGUGUUGGGGGGGUUUGGAGGUUCGAGCUCUGAACCUCAUCAGGCUUCGGUUGAUUCCAUAACGCUGUUCGUUACCCUACUCUGUGCUUGUAUUGUGAUUGGUCACCUACUUGAAGAAAAUCGAUGGAUCAACGAGUCGAUAAAUGCUCUUUUCAUACUAUGUUGUAAAUCAAAAACGACGUCUUGGUGGCAGGGUUUGGGUACAGGAGUGAUAUUACUUUUGGUGUCUAAAGGAGGGAAUUCACGAAUCUUGGUAUUCGAUGAAGAGCUCUUUUUUAUAUAUCUCCUGCCACCUAUUAUUUUUAAUGCUGGGUUCCAGGUUAAAAAGAAACAAUUUUUCAGGAAUUUCAUGAGUAUUAUGUUGUUUGGUGCUGUUGGGACAAUGAUAUCCUUCAGCAUCAUAUCGUUUGGUGCAAAACUGUUAUUCGAGACUUUGGAUAUGGGCUAUCUAGAGCUUCGAGAUUAUCUUGCUAUUGGGGCUAUCUUUUCAGCUACAGAUUCUGUGUGCACUUUGCAGGUUCUUAAUCAGGAUGAGAUGCCUUUGCUCUACAGUUUAGUGUUUGGCGAAGGUGUGGUGAAUGAUGCAACUUCUGUGGUGCUCUUUAAUGCAAUUCAGAAAUUCGGCCUUUCAGAUCCUGACUCGAAAAUUGCCUUAAAAUUCGUUGGCAAUUUCUUCUCUCUAUUCGUAGCCAGCACCCUUCUUGGGGUUUUGAUUGGAUUGCUUAGUGCCUACAUUAUCAAAAAGUUAUACUUUGGAAGGCAUUCAACAGAUCGUGAGGUCGGUUUAAUGAUUCUCAUGGCCUACCUUUCGUAUAUUUUAGCUGAGCUCUGUGACUUAAGUGGAAUUCUUGCUGUAUUUUUCUGUGGAAUUGUUAUGUCGCAUUACACCUGGCAUAACGUCACAGAGAGUUCUAGAGUUACCACCAAGCAUGCCUUUGCUACAUUAUCAUUCAUUGCAGAGACAUUUAUCUUCCUUUAUGUUGGCAUGGAUGCAUUGGACCUUGAAAAAUGGGAGCUCGUGAGCAACAGCCCGGGGAAAUCUAUUGGUGCAAGUGCAGCUCUAUUUGGACUAGUCAUGAUCGGGAGAGCAUCGUUUAUUUUCCCUCUCUCCUUUUUGACAAACUUUGCUAAGAAGUCUAAGGGUGAAAAACUCAAUUUGAAACAGCAGGUUACAAUAUGGUGGGCUGGUCUUAUGCGAGGUGCUGUUUCGAUGGCGCUGGCUUACAAUCAGUUUGCGAAAUCUGGGCACACGAAGCAGCCGGGAAAUGCAAUCAUGAUUACGUGCACCAUCACUAUAGUACUUUUCAGCACGGUGGUGUUUGGACUGUUAACUAAGCAUCUUCUGAGGCUGCUCCUACCUCCAUCAGAUGUUUUAUCCGAACCUUCGAGUCCAAAUGCUAUUACACUGCCUUUAAUAGUGAAUGGUGAAGAAUCGGGAGAUAAUGUUGUUGGGCCUACCAGAAGCCUACGCAGGCUUCUAAACAGUACGGUCCAUUACUAUUGGAGGAAAUUCGAUGAUGCUUUCAUGCGCCCGGUUUUUGGCGGCAGGGGAUUUGGUGUAUGAUAUUCGAAGAAGAUAAUUAGUAGGGACCAUAACUAUAGGUUUAUGGUGUUGUGGCCUUUGAUACAAGUAUAGUUUUUGUAGUUGACACACACCUACACACAUAUAUUGUAUUAAAUGUGACAAAGUAUGUACUCUUUACAGUUGAGGGAUUAAUUUUUUUUUUUUUUAAACAUUUUCCAUGGUGGUCUUUUGUUGAUGCAUAAAAUAAUUGUAUUUUAUUCAUGGAAGUAAUGUAUAUAAUCAAAUUCUAGUUUUCGUAUGAAGGAACAUAAUUUUUCUAAUAA